ACAAAGACAUAAUUUUUCCUUUUAAUUUGUUUUGAUAAAUUUUAUAGUUAAACUUAUAAAAUAUACUCACCACCGAAGGAUGAGAGUUGACGCAAAUGGCGUGAAAUUAUUACAAAGCACAUUUUCAACACAUGGUCAUCCCCAAAUUAUAGUACCUGACAAUAUUACAAUUUUUAAAAGUACCGCAGCUAGAAUUUUUUGCGAAGACAAGGGUAUUAUCCACAAAUUUAUUGCGACGGGCAUCCAGCAAAGUUGCCAUUACGCCUAAAAGUUCAGGAAAUAGUUACGCGAUAUAGAGCAACUCCGCUUUCGAUUGGCGAAAAUCCUGCAAACUUAUUCGAAAAACCAAAUUUUGACGUAUUUGAUUACGCAGUCUUUCACAACAAUGCAGUUUCGUACAACAAAGUUGGAGGAAUCAAAGUGGUCAACCCCAAAGUUCGAAAAUUAGGCGUAGGAGAGAGGGUUCAAGUUUGUUGGUUUAACAAAGGAUGUCCGACUUGGAACUUCGGUACCGUUUUGCAAGAACUUGGAAUGUCCAUUUCAACAUUGAACUUGACAAUAAUUUACAGCAUAUCCACCACAGAAGGAACCUAAAAUUGCAGAAGUCAUAAUUCAACGGAUUCAGGCGCAACCUCAAGCAUCCACCAAAUCACAACUACCAAGUAUUGCGCGACCAAACAUAAUAUUGUGACUUACGGCACGUUUCCAAGGCCACUUUCCUUAUUGGUGUGGGAGAUUAUAAUGUCUCGAUUGAGAACACUGAUUAUAAAGUUGAGAGGAGACGUAGUAGGCAAUGAAUAGCCGCUUAACUGCGUGUGCAGAUUAGUGGAGUGAAGUAGUUGGGAAAAAGCUACCGCUGAGAACACCCAAAACAGUCUGCUGGUCGUGAUAGUUUUUUGGGAUUUGACAGAUCUGAGCAAGAAGUGAAAACACGAAGACAAAUUAAGGUGUGCAACAAUAAAAUGGGACCCUCUAGAGUGUGGACAACAAGCUUCCUGUUGUUGGCCUGUGUCUGCUUAACAUCAGUACAUGGCCGUAAAUAUCUACGAGAGGAACUAAGAGCGUCUCAUAUGGUGCAUGAGCACCAAAAUAGGGCCUCGGCUCGACCAUCACCGGAGGCUUACAAAUCCUUGAGGGAUAUCUUUUUCCGCUAUGAGGAGUCCAAGUCGUUUGGAGCUGAUAUUGAAUUGACACAGAUGGAGCUAAAUGCCAACCAGAUCAUCAUGGAAGUCAAGACAAAGGAGUUCGAAGAAGGCAUGAUUGUUCCACAUUUGUUUACACCAUCGCAGCAUUUCUUCACGGUUUUGGAUGAGAUUAGAGAAUCACCACUCUUCCAAUAUAUUUCCAAGAUGCCGAAGGGCGGCGUACUACAUGCCCAUGACACGGCCCUAUGUAGUACCGACUAUCUAGUGGAAUUGACUUAUCGUGAAAAUCUCUGGGUUUGUCAAAACUCCACUACGAAAUCCAUGGUGUCAUUUAAAUUCUCCAAAAACAAACCAGAGCCAAGCGAUCUCGAAGAUGACUGUACCUGGGAGCUAAUGUCAAAGGUGCGAGAACUCAACGGCGCAAAGCCGGUCGACGAAUACCUCAGGGAGCACUUGACACUUUACCCCGUCCAAAAAUUCGAGGACAACAAUCAGGCUUGGCAGCAGUUCAUGGGUAUAUUUGGUCUCCUCGAUGGUUUGUUGUUGUAUGCACCUGUUUGGGCCGAUUACUACUACAAUGCCUUGGAAGAAUUCUAUGCGGAUGGGGUGCAGUAUUUGGAAUUCCGGUCCACAUUGCCGAUAUUGUACGAUUUGGAUGGCAACAAAUACACAGAAAUGGAUACGGUGGACAUAUAUAAACAAACCUUGGACAAAUUCAUGGCUGCCAAUCCGGGCUUCAUUGGAUCUAAACUUAUUUACGCUCCGCUAAGAAACGUUGAUGACGCCACCAUGGAACAUUUUGUGAGAACAUGCAUCGAAAUUAAGAAAAAAUAUCCGGACUUCUUGGCUGGCUUCGAUUUGGUGGGUCAAGAGGAACCCGGCCGUCCCUUGAAAGACUUUAUACCUCAGUUGUUGAGCAUCCCCGAUGAUAUCGAUUUUAUAUUCCAUGCUGGUGAAACUAACUGGUUUGGCUCGUCCGUCGAUGAAAAUUUAAUUGACGCUGUUCUUUUGGGGACCAAACGAAUUGGCCAUGGCUUCGCUUUGGUAAAGCAUCCUUUGGUUUUGCAGAUGGUGAAGGAGCGCAACAUUGCUGUGGAAGUUAAUCCCGUGUCUAAUCAAGUUCUGCAAUUGGUUGCAGAUUUCCGUAAUCAUCCAUGUUCCCAUUUCUUUGCUGACAACUACCCUGUGGUCAUCUCGCCGGACGAUCCAUCGUUCUGGAAGGCCUCUCCGCUGUCUCACGAUUUCUACAUAGCUUUUCUGGGCAUUGCUUCGGCUCAUUCUGAUUUGAGACUUCUGAAGAAAUUGGCUUUGAACUCGAUUGCCUACAGCUCUCUGACGCCAGACCAGAAGGUUGAGGCAAUGCAUAAAUGGCAGACACAGUGGGAUAUUUUCAUUUCGAAUGUGGUCAAUGGCGAAACCGAUACGAACGAUGGUGCCCAGCACCGCCUGGACACCAAUAGGAUCGAUUGACUAGCACGCCUGUUGGUGGCGAUAUUAGCAAUGUGGCUUAUAAGAAACUAAAUCUUGCCGUUGUCCUUUGCCCCAUUUGCUUGUUCAUCGCUUCCAACAGCCUCUAAUACACCCAUUCCCCCAUUUUCAUCAUCAUUGCUCGUCAAGUCUGAACAGCUUCAAGUAUUGCCUUCGAACAGACAUGAACCUGGAUCCCCACGAAAUUUCCUGAAGACACUCAACAUCUGGUACUACCUGACGACAUCUACAAGUAUUUUCUCACAGGACAUUUACACAUUGACUACAAUGGCCUCUUGUCCUAUAUGGUAUUUGAUUCAAAAUAUUUUCGGCUGCUUCCAGCUGCUAUGGCAGGACAUUAGUUAAUUUUUAUUUUACAAUGAUACACAUGCCAAUUUUGUAUGUACAUGUGUUUAUAUUGUUAUAGCGAAUGAAAUGAACUCAGAACUGAAAUAUAUACGAUUAAGACA
Molecule: messenger RNA, 3082 nt
Organism: Stomoxys calcitrans (stable fly)
Lineage: Eukaryota; Metazoa; Arthropoda; Insecta; Diptera; Muscidae
Product: adenosine deaminase 2
Exons: 7
Coding region: 963-2615 (550 amino acids)
Biological process (GO): adenosine catabolic process; inosine biosynthetic process
Molecular function (GO): adenosine deaminase activity
Source: RefSeq, a predicted model, not a curated record